GACGACAACGACCAUCCGCCUUACUACUUGCCACCUUCGGUAUACAUGUUUUUAUCACGACGCUCCCUUUGAUCCACCCACGAUGCAUCUCGCGGGCCUAAAACUACCUACAGUCUGACAUGUAUGUGGCAUGCGGGGCCGAUGACCAGUCUUCUAGGUCUAUCCUUUGCUGAGGCUGCUACCGAGCUGCAGCGCGCACGCGCGCACACGCACCACGCACACAUACGCACACGGGCAGCAGGGUAUAUUCAUCUCCGUGCUGUACGUCAAUCAGCAGGCACGGCGCAUGAGAAGGAUGGAACAGCAAUGGAACACUACUACAUUAUACUAUGGAUGCUACGGCUGUACCCUUACUCGUGGGAUUGAUUCCGGUGGACGCCUCCGAGGCUGUAUACGGCAGGACAGGACGGCCGUGGUGAGCAUGGAACCUGAAUUCCUGGCAGCGCACUCUGAUUAGCUUCUCACGCUAUGGAGGUAGAAGUCUACCUUAUA
Molecule: messenger RNA, 492 nt
Organism: Sphaerulina musiva SO2202
Lineage: Eukaryota; Fungi; Ascomycota; Dothideomycetes; Mycosphaerellales; Mycosphaerellaceae
Exons: 1
Coding region: 124-366 (80 amino acids)
Source: RefSeq, a predicted model, not a curated record